Messenger RNA from Symbiodinium necroappetens, 1548 nucleotides. The record is from the annotation of a GenBank genome assembly. NCBI's taxonomy places the organism in Eukaryota, Dinophyceae, Suessiales, Symbiodiniaceae.
AUGGCCAGUGAAGCAGGAGUGAGCCCCGACAAGUUUCAAGUGACGAGCAUAGGCUUUGAGACAGUCGUGGGCAUUUCUCUCAGUGAUGCAGUGACGCUGGAAGAGGUGACGAGUGCACUAUCAGCUAUCACUGGUGUGAAUGCAAGCCAGAUUUCCGUGCCUGCUCUGCAGACGGGCCAAUCGGGCGCGAGGCGUUUGCAGGCCAGUGCUUUGGAAUGCGUCAUCAAAGCAGCGAGCGCCGAUGAUGCAGCAUUGAUGUCCGAAGUCCUGGCAGAAGCCUCAUCUGUCGAGCAAGCUUUCCUGAGCCAAGGGCUGAACUUGACUGCGUCAAUCACCGACCCUCCGCGGAUUGCGGUGAAGAUUUCGCAGCAAGUGACGGCUGAACAAGGCACGGUUACAGUACCAUCGAGCGAGAGCUCAAGCAGUCUUCUGCGGGACGUUUUCCAGACAGAAAUCGAGAUGAAUAUCUUGGACUUGACGUUCAUGGCCUCCAGUUCCAGCACUAGCUUCACAAGCUCUCUCACCACAUCCAGCUCAACUGUCACAUCAGAACUCGAAUCCAGUGUCACUUCAACAAGUAGCGUGACUUCCAGCGUCGGUAUGACCACCAUCACCACGAGAUCGGCAACCUCAACCGUCACCCUUGACGCAGGCAGUGAAAGCAUGUAUGCCUUCGAUGUGGAACUUUGGAUAGCAGAUGCCUCGGCCUUCAACAGCACCGCGUAUGUCAUCGCCAUGGCCAGUGAAGCAGGAGUGAGCCCCGACAAGUUUCAAGUGACGAGCAUAGGCUUUGAGACCGUCGUGGGCAUUUCUCUCAGUGAUGCAGUGACGCUGGAAGAGGUGACGAGUGCACUAUCAGCUAUCACUGGUGUGAAUGCAAGCCAGAUUUCCGUGCCUGCUCUGCAGACAGGCCAAUCGGGCGCGAGGCGUUUGCAGGCCAGUGCUUUGGAAUGCGUCAUCAAAGCAGCGAGCGCCGAUGAUGCAGCAUUGAUGUCCGAAGUCCUUUCAGAAGCCUCAUCUGUUGAGCAAGCUUUCCUGAGCCAAGGGCUGAACUUGACUGCGUCAAUCACCGACCCUCCGCGGAUUGCGGUGAAGAUUUCGCAGCAAGUGACGGCUGAACAAGGCACGGUUACAGUACCAUCGAGCGAGAGCUCAAGCAGUCUUCUGCGGGACGUUUUCCAGACAGAAAUCGAGAUGAAUAUCUUGGACGUGACGUUCAUGGCCUCCAGUUCCAGCACUAGCUUCACAAGCUCUCUCACCACAUCCAGCUCAACUGUCACAUCAGACCCGCAGUCUUCUGCGACGGAGAGCCCACAAGACCCACAGCAUGUUCUGAGCACUGGAGCGGUGAUUGCACUUGUACUUUCAAUGUUGGUGAUUGCAACUACGGGUUUCUUGUUGUUGCGGCGAUUGAGGAGGCGAUUCAGAAGCGACUUUGUUCGUCAAACAUCGCCUCAGGAACUGUCGAUAAUUCCAAUGCCUGCAGCAGCAGGGGAGCCGGAGGUAGAAGAACAUCAGCCUCCUACACCCAGAACGGCAUGGACUUAG